Messenger RNA from Nelumbo nucifera (sacred lotus), 1471 nucleotides. RefSeq lists its product as uncharacterized. Gene Ontology annotation, molecular function: protein binding. The record is from RefSeq and is a predicted model, not a curated record. NCBI's taxonomy places the organism in Eukaryota, Viridiplantae, Streptophyta, Magnoliopsida, Proteales, Nelumbonaceae.
AUGGCACACCGCGAAAAAACCUGCAAAGUAGGAGCCGUUUAUUGAGCUUCUCACCCACCAUUUUAAUGACAUUCUCUUCUUUGGAUUUUUUUGCUUUGGAGUUUCGAUCGAUGUAUUUGAUCGAGUAGAGGAGAGCCGAGCAAUCUUAAUAAACGACGGCAAGGAAGAAGGAGGAGGAGGAGGAGCUCGCAGCAAAAGAAGAAACAAGAAGGAAAUGCAUUCCCUGAGCUUAAAACUUUUCACAGGAUUUAACACAGGAACGAGGAGACCUUGGCCGGGUGGCCAACGGAAUUGUAGAGAUAUUCCAAGAACAUGUAAGAUCAUUGCUUCAUCCUCCGAGAACAGUGGAAGCGGAAAAGCAAGUGAGACCACUAGUUCUUUUGUUUCCCGUAGUCAAACCUAUGCCUUUUUGAAGCAGCAGAUGGAAGUCGCAGCGAAAUCCGAGGAUUACAAAGAAGCUGCAAGAAUUAGGGAUUCAUUGAGGUCAUUUGAAGAAGAGGAGCCUGUAUUGCGCCUUAGGAGAUUGAUGAAGGAGGCAGUUGCUAACGAGAGGUUUGAGGAUGCAGCUAGGUAUCGAGAUGAAUUACAAUUAUUGGCUCCACAUACACUUCUUAAAUGUUCAAGUGAUGCAACUACUCUGGGGAUCAGAGUUCAAGUCAGGAGUGUCUAUAUUGAGGGGCGGAGUCAGCCUUCAAAAGAUCAGUAUUUUUUUGCAUACAGGAUAAGAAUUACUAAUAAUUCAGACCGUCCUGUUCAACUUCUUAGAAGGCAUUGGAUCAUUACUGAUGCCAAUGGGAAAACCGAGAAUGUCUGGGGAAUUGGUGUCAUAGGAGAACAACCUGCCAUUCUUCCAAAGACUGGUUUUGAGUAUUCCUCUGCAUGUCCACUAAGCACCCCUACAGGGAGAAUGGAAGGUGAAUUUGAAAUGAAGUACAUUGAUCGAAUAAAUACAACAUCAAUCAAUGUUACUGUUGCUCCUUUUGCCCUGUCCAUCAUUGGAGAUGAUACGGAUAUCGUCUAACCACAUGAACAUAAAGAUCCAAUUUUGGACUUGAGGGAUAUAGAAAGAAGGCACCCCUAACAAGCAUUAUGUUUUUGUGCCAAAGAGAAAGCAAAAAACUCAUUGUAUGUUUUGCCAAUUACAGUGGGAUGCUUACACCUAUCCCUUCCCUUGCUUGUAUAUUUGUUUAUGGAGAGUUGUUGCACUAGUUCAUGGGACGACCCCCAAGUCAUAAACUUAUAGAGUUUGCUGUAGUAUCAGAAGUCUGUAGAUGUAUACUACUGAAAACCUUCUCAGUUCUCACAAUAUAGUUCCAAUGGAUUACACUGGCUUUCGCAUGGAUUACCCAAAGUGUUUGUUUGGUGGGAGAGCGGGUUUUGUGACUUGUGAGACCUAUAUUAGAUCCCUUAGACUUGUGGGAAAAUUGUAUACAUUAAUUAGGAGUGGAUAUGAGAAAACUGUUUGGGCACA